Molecule: messenger RNA, 1524 nt
Organism: Tricharina praecox
Lineage: Eukaryota; Fungi; Ascomycota; Pezizomycetes; Pezizales; Pyronemataceae
Exons: 5
Coding region: 216-1376 (386 amino acids)
Source: RefSeq, a predicted model, not a curated record
CUCGUAUCACAGCCCGUCGUAGAAGCGAACCAAGCCUGCAAGCUGAAGAGCCCACAGAUGUCUUUCUCAGCCGUACCUGAUGGGUUGAUAACCGAGAUCUUUGUGGCCGCCAAAGAGUGGCACUGAUAAAGUCCGCCCGCUCGUCCCUUGAAUGGCACGGAGCACCGCCAGAACGAUAUUCACUUCACUCGCCUCACGAUCUCUCACUCGCAGAAAUGGUGCUCUCCGCCUCCUUCUCCGUCAGCUUUGCCCUCCUCCUCCAACUCUCCGCGGCCAGCUCUGUACCAGUUGUCCGACGCAUGCCACAAGAUCGCCGAGUGAGCGCCAACAACCUCCGAAACCGUGCCACGUUCGUUGGCGCAGCACCCCUACGGGCACAAACAUGUCCUACGGAGCUCACAGAUUGUGGCGUGAGCGGCGCUCUCGGAACUCAUUACUGCUGCCCAAAGGACACCGUGUGCGCCGCGGAUACCACUGAUUACGAUGAUUGUUCUAACUUGGUGCGGACAUCCCCGAACUGUGCCGAUCCGGACUGGGAGCUAUUCACGUACACGCGCACCGGCUGGCCGAUGCCCGAUACUCUCGUCGAGCACUUUUGCUGUCCCAAAGGCCAGCUGGGCUACUUCGGAGAGCCGGGAAGUCAAGGGAGAACCGGAGGUGAGGCUUGUGGCGAGGCCCCGCUUAAUGUCGCUUCAAGUCUCUUGGCAACUGUUACGAGCCCAUUUGCCGGCGCAACCAGCGCUCCCGGAUCCGGCGGCAGCCAGACGCUCAGGACCGCUACUGGCGCCGCAGCAACCGCCACCACCGGAGUCGGGAAGAUCAAUGUUACGCCUGGUGCGACAAACACGAUAGUCGGUGGAGCUAGCACGAGCACUGCUGCCGCUGGUGGAGCUGGUGGUGGAGGAAUAAAGACUUCGACCAUGGCUGGCAUCGCAGGGGGCGCCAUCGCCCUCAUCAUCUUGCUGGCAUUCGCAUUGUGGUUUGCUUACAAGUCCGGAAAGAAGAAGGCUGGCGCGGCUGUCUUUCCCACCUCUCAGGUCCCCCCUCCACAGCCUUAUCACGGUCAGGGCCAAGUCGGCGGAGCACAGCAAUAUCACGGCCAUGGCCAAGUAGGAGGAGCACAGCAAUAUCAUGGUCAUGUCCAGGUCGGUGGAGCACCACCACCACCGCCAUCCACAACGGUUACUCCUCACCAUACCGGCGGGACAGCACCACCCAUGUAUCCUCCCAACCGACCACCGGUUCCAGCACAACACGAUCCAACUGCAACGAUUCCGGAGAAGGAUGCGGACUACACGCGGGAGGAGUUGGAUGGAAACCCAUACCACGGAGUCGUGCAUGAGCUGGCCGGGGCUAAACUUAGGGACCACAAAUAGAGGUUGGAGUGAAAUGGCACUCACGCCUGGUUAUUUGCUUUCGAGGCAGCCCGGGAGGUAGAGAUUUUCAAGCUGUUCACUCCAUGUAUCUUACCGUAGACUUUAUUUUGAAAGUGUGUUACGUGGGAGCUCGAGGAUAACAACCGUC